This is a messenger RNA of Impatiens glandulifera, 2463 nucleotides long. RefSeq names its product putative receptor protein kinase ZmPK1. The transcript has a single exon. The coding region runs from base 1 to 2463 and encodes 820 amino acids. Gene Ontology annotation, biological process: protein phosphorylation. Gene Ontology annotation, molecular function: ATP binding; protein serine/threonine kinase activity. NCBI's taxonomy places the organism in Eukaryota, Viridiplantae, Streptophyta, Magnoliopsida, Ericales, Balsaminaceae. The record is from RefSeq and is a predicted model, not a curated record.
AUGGAAGUCAUGAUGAUGUAUGUGAUCUUCUUCCUUAAUGUGUGUCUUGGAGCAGAAACAACCGGAUUAUCGAGCUUAAGCCUUACAAAAUCUUUAUCCGUCGAGAAAGAAGGCGACUAUUUAAUCUCACCAAAAGGGACAUUUUCAAGUGGAUUCUACAAAGUGGGAACUAAUGCCUAUUCCUAUGCAAUCUGGUAUACCCACUCAUUGAACAAAACAGUUAUUUGGAUGGCUAACAGAGAUAAGCCAGUUAGUAGCAAAAGGUCGAGCCUUUCGCUACAAAGAACUGCCAAUCUAGUCUUAACCGAUGCAGAUGGUUCGAUUGCGUGGUCUAGUGACACUUAUUCGAAAACCCACGUGGAACUAAUGCUUCUCGAGUCGGGGAAUCUUAUUUUGGCUACAUACAACGGUCGAACUGUCGUAUGGGAGAGUUUCGGUCACCCAACCGACACGCUUGUACCGAACCAACCGCUUAUUAGGAACACGACUUUGGUUUCGGCGAGAAGACCAGGUAUUUAUUUAUCUGGUUUUUAUAAGUUGAAAUUUGAUGACAAUAAUGUCAUGAAUCUAAUCUAUGACGGUCCUUUGUAUUCAAGUGUUUAUUGGCCAAGAGUAGAUACAACUAUCUUUGUUAAUAAAAGGACACCUUAUAAUAGCUCUAGAAUAGCGGUUUUUAAUGAGAUGGGAAGUUUUAGAUCGAGUGAUAAUUUGAAGUUCAAUUCAACAGACUAUGGGUUAGGAUUUAAAAGACGGCUUACAUUGGAUUAUGAUGGAAUUCCGAGGCUUUACACCUUGGAUUCAUCAAACGGUCUCUGGGAAAUCUCAUGGCUUCCAGGAACUUCUUUAGAUUCUUGUAAGGUUCAUGGGAUUUGUGGUGCUAAUGGUAUUUGCGGUUAUACCCCUGUACCCACUUGCUUUUGUCCGGUUAUUUUCAACCAAACCGAUUCUUCGGAUUGGUCGAAAGGAUGCACGCCUCGGUUUAAUCUAUCGUGUGGCGUUUCGAUUUCGAACGAUGAGUUGGAUUUUAUCAAGCUUCUCAACACCGAUUACUAUGGUAAUGAUUUGAACACGUAUGGAAUUGGAAUGAGCUUUGAAAAAUGCAAAAAUGCUUGCCUUAAUGAUUGCAAGUGUGUAGGGUUUGGAUAUUCACAAGAUGGUAAGGGAGAAUGCUUUCCAAAAAGGAGUCUCUUAAAUGGAUAUCAUAUGCCAGACGUUACAAGAACCUUUCACAUCAAAGUUCCAAGAAAUAAUACGUUCAAUUCACAGCUAUUAUCCGGUUUGAAUUGCUCCAUGAAAGUUCUUGACCUAAACGUCCGUAACGUUCUAUACUACGAUGAUCAAGGACAAAAGAAUCCGUAUAUUAAAUACUUGAUUGCAUUUGUCGGUUCUUUUGCUGUCAUUGAAACUAUUUGUAUUGUCAUAGGAUGGCGGUUAAUCUUCCCAAGACAUAUUCAUGAAGAAUUUGAGAACAUGGGUUACAUUUUACUUGCCAUGGGAUUUAAGCGGUUCAGUUUGGCUGAGCUCAAACGAGCGACUCAGAACUUUAAGGAAGAGAUCGGAAAGGGAGGAUUCGGGACCGUUUAUAAAGGGGUUAUAGACAACGGAAGAGUCGUAGCCGUGAAGAGACUCGAAGGCGUUUUGCAAGGUGAAGCUGAAUUUUGGGCAGAGGUAAGCAUUAUAGGGAAGCUUAACCAUAAGAAUUUGGUGAAGUUGUGGGGAUUUUGUGUAGAUGAUGAUCAAAAACUUCUUGUGUAUGAAUAUAUGGAGAAUGGUUCAUUGGACAAGAACCUUUCGAGUUUGGACUUUGAUAAGAGAUAUAACAUUGCAUUAGGAACCGCCAAAGGAUUGUUGUACAUACACGAAGAAUGUCUCGAAUGGAUUUUACAUUGUGAUGUAAAGCCUCAAAACAUAUUGCUAGACGAACGACAUGAAGCGAAAGUGGCGGAUUUUGGCAUGUCAAAACUUUUGAAAGACAAUAGUGAAGUUAAUGAUACAAGUUUCUCGAGGGUUCGUGGAACUAGAGGUUACCUAGCGCCGGAAUGGAUGAAGAAUCAAACGAUAAAUGCCAAAGCAGAUGUAUAUAGUUAUGGGAUUGUCUUGUUGGAGCUUAUAAGUGGGAAGAGGGCUUGGUUUCCGGUAGUGAUGAAGCAAGACGAUGAUCAACAUGAAGGUUCGCUUAGCUCGGUAUUAAAACACAAAGGUCAUAAUCAUUUGAAAAAAGAUGAUGAUCAAUAUUAUCUCUUGGUGGAUUGGGUGAGGGAGAAGAUGAAAGAAGGGAAGAUUAUGGAAGUGCUAGAUCCGAGUAUUGGAGGUGAAUAUGACAAAGAGAAGGUGGAAAGGUUGAUGAGAGUUGCUUUAAUGUGUGUUCUUGAAGACCGUGAUAAAAGGCCGGCAAUGAGCGAAGUGGUGGAGCUUCUAACUCAAUACGAUGAAUGUUCACAAGGUCAAGAUGAUGAUGUUUGA